Molecule: messenger RNA, 357 nt
Organism: Vicia faba (fava bean)
Lineage: Eukaryota; Viridiplantae; Streptophyta; Magnoliopsida; Fabales; Fabaceae
Source: the annotation of a GenBank genome assembly
AUGGCAAGCUUGAGAGUUUCUUGUGUGGUUGCAUUGAUGUGCAUGGUGGUUAUUACUGCACCCAUGUCAGAGGCUGCAAUCUCGUGCGGAGUGGUAGCUGGGGCCCUUGCUCCGUGCAUUGCUUAUCUUAGGGGUGGUCGUGGUCCAUCACCACAAUGCUGUGGUGGAGUGAGGAGACUUAACGCGGCGGCCCGAACUUCCCCCGACCGUAAGGCUGCUUGCAACUGCUUGAAAGGUGCUGCUCGUUCUAUUCGUGGUUUGAAUCCCAACGCCGCAGCUACUCUCCCUGGCAAAUGUGGUGUUAGAAUUUCCUACAGGAUUAGCACCUCUACCAACUGUGCAGCCGUCAGAUUCUAA